Messenger RNA from Drosophila busckii, 1924 nucleotides. RefSeq names its product NEDD8 ultimate buster 1. The transcript has a single exon. NCBI's taxonomy places the organism in Eukaryota, Metazoa, Arthropoda, Insecta, Diptera, Drosophilidae. The coding region runs from base 68 to 1900 and encodes 610 amino acids. Gene Ontology annotation, molecular function: protein binding. The record is from RefSeq and is a predicted model, not a curated record. Gene Ontology annotation, biological process: regulation of ubiquitin-dependent protein catabolic process.
UUAAAACUUUAGCAUCACAAAGCGUUACAGAUUACUUGUCGAGAAUUACAGGAAAAUUACAUUUAGCAUGUCCGAGUUUGAAAGCAAAUUGUCGCAGCUGCGUGCUUGUCUACAACAACGAGGCAUUCAACUGUGGGAGGAGCCGUACUAUUUGCAGGACGCGAGCACCAGCUCAGACUCAGCCAUGAACAACUUGGCAGAGGAAUUAAGUCGUGAGUUGCGCAUUAGUGAGCCCAGUUGCCGUAGUGCACUGACCGAACUGCAGAAUAAUGCGCUAAGGAAGCUGGCAGCACGUCGCCAGUUCAAUGAGACGGGCAUUGCAACAUUCUAUGUGCGCUGUGUCGACAGCGAGGGCGGCACGGCUAACAGGCUGGAGGUGAAGUGCGCGCUCAAAGAGCUGGGCGUGAACUUACAGCGACAAAUUGCCGAGCAGCUGAGGUUGAACGAGGCUGGUCAUGUAAAGUGCAUCUCUGCGGGACGCGUGCUGUUGCCGGAGCAGACGCUCGAGACUCAGGGACUGAAGAACAAUCAACACCUGUUGGUGAUUGUGACUCAGGGCAAUGCACAGGGGGAGACACUCUAUGGGCGCAUACGCCAGAUACAACGAGACGUGGAGAUGAUAGUGGAUUCAGGGCAUAGUUUUAUGGAGUUAGAGGAUCAGGAUGGCAAUGCCAUGUUCUUGCCGCCUGCAGAGAAUCGCGCUUUGCUGCUUGGCAUGGGUCUGUGUGAAAAGGCACGCGCUGCUCUGCGACGAGAGCACAUUGAUGAGGCAUUGUUGCUUUUUCUCGAGGCGGACGAAAAGUUCAGCAACUGCAACUCCAAGUUUCUAGAGGCUGUAGAUAACUAUGCGCUGCUCAAUCUGGAUAUUGUAUGGUGUUAUCUUUGCUUAAAGAACAUAACGCAAUUGCCUGAUGCACAGCGUCGACUGGACAUUUGUGAGCGUAUCUUUGCUCGCAGCUAUGGCGAAAACUACAGUCGCCUCUAUGAGCUCAAAGGUGUCAACUGUCCGGAACGUGCCCAUAUUAUGCGGCUUCAGCUGCUGCAAGGCAUUAUCCUGUUUCAUCAAAACCGCCCUCAGGAAGCGCUGGCACGCUUAGAGACUGCAGAUACUGCUUUAAAAGAUCUUAAAGUAGAUCCGGAACUAAUGCUACUGCUGAUCGAUAUGGGCUACAGCGAAUCCGAUGCACGUCUAGCUUUGCGGUCCAGCAAUGGAAAUGUUGAACAGGCCGUACAGUUUAUACAGCAGCGACAUCAGCGUAGACAGGCGGCACAACUUGGAUCUCAAUCGGAGCGAGAGCUUAGUAACCGACUGACUCAGCUGCAGCUGGGCAAUGAUUGGGUGCAUCCACGCAGCGUUUGUCGGCUAAUGGAGCUGGGCUAUGAGCGACCACUAGUGAUGGAGGCACUGCGACGCACUGACAAUGAUUUGGGGCGCAGUGUGGACUUGCUUCAGUCACAUGCGGGUGAGUUGCGUCGUAAUCUCCCAACUACAACAGCAGCGGAUGAACAGAUGUUGGACACAUUGGGUCAACUUGGCUUCAAGUUGCCUAUGGCGCGUGCCGCUCUUGAAACUACACAGAAUGAUUUCCAUCGAGCUGUGGACUUUCUGCUCAAAAGCUUUAGCAGCGAGCAGGAAUUGGUGAAUGUAAUUGAUUUCAUAUCCACAUUAACCUCCCGCACUGAGGAUGAUGAAGCUUCUACUUCAGCUUUUCCUGCUGCCUCACCCAGCAGGCUCGUAUUAGCGAAAGCUGUUCUUGCUAAGGCCAGUUCAGAAAUUGAAGUGUAUAGUGCUUUUAAGCGAUUCAACGAGGAUUUAGCUGACACUGAUGUGGGCUACUUGGAUCUGACAUUAGAGCAGGAAGAACGCGUACUAAAUGAAUACAAACAACUGUUGGAAUAAAAAUAAAUAAGUUUCCGCAGCAAA